AUGCUGCGAGUCGCUGUCGUGCUGUGCCUGGUGGCCUCCUCCUUGGGCUUCAUGAUGCCCGAGGCUAUGGUUAAGAAGUAUGCUUACAUGAAGAUCAUGAAGGACUGCUUAGGCGAGCGAAAGGUCAUGUCCUGGAUGCUGGAAAUGAAGAAGGUCAUUGCAGAGUGCGGGGGCGAAUACGAUGAAUAUUUGGAGGAUUUGAGGCUCAGGCCAAAUUACAUCCCCGUCUACGUCAAUGCGCCUUUCAUGUCACAUUUCGCCCAGCAGCAUUCCGAUGGCAGGACGAAACGUUUCAUCGACUUCGAGAAUGUAGGAAUUGAGGAUAUUAAGGCAAGAAUGCUAACCAAGAUUAACAACAUCACCUGCGCUCUCCAGAAACUCGAAUACAUUGAUGAAGAUGGAGCAGUCAACUAUGAAAUUUUCAAAGAGGAAAUUGAAGACCUGCAGGUCAACAACAUGCUCAAAGCCGACCUUCUGGAAGCCGUGGACAUGUGCAAGGACUUCAGCACUUGCAUGCCCAUGGAAGGCAGCAAGCACCCUCUCAUGGAGAAGCUGGGAAGUGCCGUCACCUUCAUGAAAUGCUGCAGCAUGAAGAAGCUGAUGAUGUGCAUGAAGAACGACUUCCGCACAUUGGCCGCCCAAGUAGGACCCAGAGGACCCAUUGAUGAGGCCAUGGAGCAGGUACCUGGCAAUUUGGAAGAGCUGUUCGAUAGCCUCAUGUAAAAAAGGAAGUUGAUGGAAGUGUGUCCUGUUUCCGCGAGUUUUUUUUUAUUCAGAUGGGUUGGAUGUUUUGUCUUUUGUUUUCACUCGUCUGAAUAUUCUCUCGUGGUUGGAUUGGGAAUCUUGACCUGGAUUGGAUUUUUUUUUUUUUUUCUAUGGAUAUUAUUUCAUUUUGGGAACGGGAAAGAAAGAGAACGAGACAUAAAAUAACAUUUUCCUAUUCUUAAAGGAAACGAUGAAGAUUUCCAUCGAUGUAUUUCAUCCAUAGAUCUUCAGAAAUAAGCCCCUCCCUCCAUGCCCUCACCCACCCCCUUGGUUGACGAAUAUUCCCCGAAAAUGUUGUGAUAUUUAUCCACGAUAGUUCGAGGGAAAAUUACAACAUGCAGCACGUAGAGUUAUGCAAUCUAUGGCAUCUUUCUCGUGCAUUGCAUCAGUGAAGAGUAGACGUUAUUCAUGAUAAAAGAAAUAAAAGUACUGACACUUU
Messenger RNA from Penaeus vannamei (Pacific white shrimp), 1204 nucleotides. Lineage: Eukaryota; Metazoa; Arthropoda; Malacostraca; Decapoda; Penaeidae. The record is from RefSeq and is a predicted model, not a curated record.